Vicia villosa (hairy vetch) is the source of this 1745-nucleotide messenger RNA. RefSeq lists its product as uncharacterized. Bases 151 to 1503 code for a protein of 450 amino acids. The transcript has a single exon. Lineage: Eukaryota; Viridiplantae; Streptophyta; Magnoliopsida; Fabales; Fabaceae. The record is from RefSeq and is a predicted model, not a curated record.
GAAAAUUUUAAUUAAAAAAGUAUUUUACAUAGUACAAAUGGGUCGGGUUAUUCUUGUGGACCUUUUCUUCAUUUUAAGCUUUCUCUCUUACAAAUAGUGCCGCACCUAAUUUCAACAUUACAGUUAACCUAAUUCCUUACUUCCGUUACUAUGAGUUCCGUCCAAAUUCUUUCCACCACAAUAAUUCAAGCACCAAAUCACAAUCUCAAUCUCUCAAAUCAUCAUACAAUCGAUCUAACCCCAUGGGAUCUUCAAUAUCUCCCAUUUGGAUACAAUCAAAUCGGUCUUAUUUAUCAACACAAUUCUGAAUUAGAUACAGAAAAUCAAAUCCAGCAUCUUAAACAAUCUCUUUCCUCUACCCUUGAAUUUUUUCCACCUUUCACAGGUCGUCUCGAUAUCACGGAACACGAAGAUAACACUAUCUCUUGUUCCAUCAAAUGCAACAACGAAGGUGCACUCUUUGUUCACGCCGCAAAUAAAAAUAUUAGUGUAAGAGACAUUCUUGGACCAACUUAUCUUCCAGAUAUUUUUUAUUCAUUUUUUCAGCUUAACGGAGUUAAGAAUUACCAAGGGACGUCACAUCCAUUACUGGCGAUCCAAGUAACUGAGUUAACCGAUGGCAUCGUUAUUGGCUGUGCAAUCAGUCAUGUGGUAGUUGAUGGUACUUCUCUUUGGCAUUUCAUCAAUUCAUGGGCCAAAAUAUCAAAGGGUAAUUUCGAAAUUUCCAAAAUUCCAUCGUUGGAACGAUGGUUUUCGAAUGAUAUUCAACGUCCAAUCCGAUUUCAUUUCCCAAUAGAACCACAUAAUAGGCUCUCUAAUAAUCAAAAUGAUGAAGAGGAAAAACUCAAGGCACCGAUGUCGGAGAGAUUAUUUCAUUUGUCUAAAGAGAAUAUUGCAAAACUAAAAUCCAAAGCCAAUUUAGAGGCUGGUACAAAAAACAUAUCGUCUCUGCAAGCCGUUUUCACUCACGUUUGGCGCUGUAUUAUACGUUCCAAGAACCUUGAUCCGCAAGAAAAAUUGAAUUUCGUGAUAGAUAUAGGCGUUAGACCAAGGUUUAUUCCUCCGUUACCAGAGGAAUAUUUUGGUAAUGCUGUGAUGGAGUGUGUGGUUACUGUGAAAGUCGGUGAAUUAUUGGAAGAUGGUGGACUUGGUAAAUGUGCUUUGAAGAUGAACAAGAUAAUUGCUCUGCACUCUGAUGAGAAGUUAAAGAAUCAUUAUGAAGAUUGGUUAAUUGCACCGAGUUUUGUUUUUAACGACGGUGAUGUGGGAAAUAGUAAUUCAUUGGCGAUUGGUAGUUCGCCUUGGUUUGAUGUUUAUGGUAAUGAUUUUGGUUGGGGAAAACCUGUGGCGGUAAGAAAUGGGGGUGCAAAUAAAAAAAAUGGAAAGAUUUAUGUUUCUGCUGGUAUUGAAGAAGGUAGUAUAAACCUUGAAGUAUGUCUUGAUUAUGAAAUUUUGGAGGCAAUUGGAAAUGAUUAUGAGUUUAUGGAUGAUGUGUGUAGCUAAGCUAAUUAUGUGGUCCAUGCAUUGUUUAUCUUAUUAUCUUAUCUUAUCAAACUUUUGAUUCAUUGGAUUGUAUUCUUCAAAAGUUUUAGACUCUUCUCUGUUAUUGUUUUCUUCAACGAAGAAAUAAUUUAUUUUCUACCGAUGAUUUUAAUAGGAGUUUAUGAAAAAGAUCUAUAAUUUAUUUAUAUAUGAAUGUUUAACGCAAGAUUCUUAAAAAGUUUCAACACAUUUAAUUUAAUGUA